AUGGCUCGAGAUCUGGAGGAAACUGGCUCAUCCUCAGAGGUGGAGGAGGAGGAAGAUGUUAUAGAUGGGCUGGAGGAUCAUCCAUGUAUCAAGUGGACUGGUGGUGGCUGCAGGCGGAUCCCCAUCUUGGUGUUUCAUGCUGAAGCCAUUCUGACCAACGACAGCUACCUCCGGCUAAUUGGAGAGCGCUACCACUUGUCCUAUAAGAUUGUGCGAACAGACAGCCGUCUCGUUCGAAGCAUUCUGACUGCCCAUGGAUUCCACGAGGUGCACCCUAAUAGCAGUGAUUAUAAUCUCAUGUGGACAGGAUCACACUUGAAGCCCUACUUGCUGCGUUCUCUUACUGAUAUUCAGAAAGUCAAUCAUUUCCCUAGGUCAUAUGAACUGACACGAAAGGACAGACUAUACAAGAACGUCAGUCGUAUGCAGCUGGCCCAUGGAUUCAAGACAUUCCAUAUCUUACCUCAGACCUUUAUCCUCCCGACAGAGUACCAGGACUUCUGCAAUACCUAUUCUAAGGACAGAGGCCCAUGGAUAGUGAAGCCUGUGGCCUCUUCCAGGGGUCGAGGUGUCUACCUGAUAAACAAUCCAAACCAGAUUGUCCUGGAAGACAACAUCCUGGUUUCUCGUUACAUCAGCAACCCCCUGCUCAUAGAUGAUUUCAAAUUCGAUGUGCGCCUCUAUGUUCUGGUUACGUCCUAUGAUCCGCUUGUCAUCUAUCUCUACGAGGAAGGAUUGGCCAG
This is a messenger RNA of Fulmarus glacialis (Northern fulmar), 743 nucleotides long. Its product is annotated as tubulin polyglutamylase TTLL5-like. Gene Ontology annotation, cellular component: cilium. The transcript has 8 exons. The annotation marks the transcript as partial. Lineage: Eukaryota; Metazoa; Chordata; Aves; Procellariiformes; Procellariidae. Gene Ontology annotation, biological process: microtubule cytoskeleton organization; protein polyglutamylation. Gene Ontology annotation, molecular function: tubulin-glutamic acid ligase activity; tubulin binding. The record is from RefSeq and is a predicted model, not a curated record.